AUGGAAGUAGCCGCCAUGGCAACGGGUGCCGGUUCGUCGUCGGCGGCGUCUCGGGCACCAUUCCAGCGUGAGGUGCGCGAGUGGCAACAUGUCGAUCCAAAUACGGGUGCCCUGCUGACGGGCCGGCUAGAAGCGGACCGUUGGGUAAAUGGACCACUCAACAGCUACGGCAAGAUGGUAUCACAGAACCUGUCCACACCGGACGGUACGCAGCACACGCAGCGGAAACAAAUGGAGAUCCUACAAGCCCGCACGUCCGCCGGCUCGCUACAGGUUGUCCGUGCCCAAACCGUCCAAACGACCUCUUCCCGCUGGUCCUCUUCUUCCUCGUCCAUGGUGCAAACGGCUACCGAGCAAACGACAACGUCGAACAGUGUUGGCGCCACCGGUAGCAUUAUGGCAGGUUCGCCCUCUUCCUCCCACCACCAGCAGCUCACCACCAAUGGGUUCUCGAGCCAUCAUCUGCUGUCCUCCUUCCAUCGUCCACUGAUGUCGUCGUCGGCUGGUUCUACUAGCAGCAGUAGACUAUUGACUGCAGGAUCUAGUAGAUCCGAUGCACCCCAGACGACAACCCUCUCAUCCGGAUCGGCGUUCGUAAGCUCGAUGAAACCGUUUCCUCGAUUUUCUAGCCCAACGUCCAGCAGCUUCACCGGUCCAUCCAGCCCAGGGCCGCAUAGAUGUGACCGGAUGUAUGCGGUCGGUACGGAAGCGCACGACGAUCGAUCGUCUUACCACCGUCCACAGCAUUCCGUUGCUGUCGAACAGGAAAGCAUUAACGGCGGCAACAUAAUACCGCUGGCUCGCGGCAAGAGCAUCUCGAUCGAGGACCUUUCGACCGAGCGUGACGAGAACAACUUCGAUGACGACGUCGAACCCACGCAGUGGAAGCGAGUAAGCAAAAUACGGCGAUCAUUACAGUUCCCAAGGAAAACUACCCCGAGAACCAACACUCGUCCAAUCGAUCUUCCCGAAAACUCCGUCAGCGUUUCGCGCAUCUGUCAGGAGCUGGAAAACGGUCGCCGUCUUAACACGGCCAUGCGCAACAAUCACAUCGACUUUGUGGCGCUGGACAACAUUCUCAAAAGUGUGACAGAUCCACCCUGCACCAACACCACCAUAACACCGCCCAGCAAACCGACGGAAUCCUCCUCCAGCAAGUCGUCACCGCCGAAAGCAUCCUUCCUGACGGCGGAAUCAUUGCGUGAAAUUCGUGGCCGACUACGACGACUUAGCAACGAGUCACUGUACCGUGACGAUAUGAGCCCGGCGGAUGAUGCCUCACAGCCUUCGAACGAUCAGCGCGGUAGUGAUGAAAGUGGUGGAGUGACGAUCACUGAGGUAGAGACACGCCUUGGACAGCUGGAAACGAGCAGCUCGUCCGAUUCCAACUACCGAAGCAAUAGUCUUCAGUCGAACAAGAAACCAGCUCCGGACACGACCGUGCUUGCACCGGACGAUUGGCAUUCACGCCGCAAAUCAUACGGGUUCGAGCGAAUGAGUCAACAGCCACUCGGGAGUGGAUUUGCGAUGGCAAAGAUGGAUUCGUCGACGGAUAGCGGGAUAGGGAGGUCGUCAGAUCUGAGUUCUAGCUGGUCGAGUGCAGCUACCGAAAGUAGCGGCCAGGGAGCAAACUCCUAUCAUCAGCGAGCGACGAUCGUUACCCUCGGCGAAAGAUCCCAGCUGAAGGAGAAGCAGUCGACGAACCCUGCAAUGGUGAUUAAAAUCACAAGUAAACCGUCGGACAAUGUAAUCGACACAUCGGAACCGGAAGAGGAACCGAAACGGCACUCUAUUGCGGUGGAUGAGACAAGUUACGUGCGGGACAGUUUGCGCACUAUGUUCGAACGCAAAUCGUCGGUUAACGUUAACGGGUUCAGCCAUACCUUCAUCGAUGAUUUGAGCCGCAACAAGAAGCGGGUGGAGUUCUGCAAAACGGAGGUCCACUUUACGGCCGACUCCGGACGGGUGAACAUAGUCGAGACGGAUGAAAAGCCACCGCCAACGAACAACUUCCGUCGUCGCCGACGAUCCUCUGGAGGUGCGUCUCCCGGAAGUUCGUCGUACUUGGUGUCAAAUCUCGAGGGCGAUUCCGAAGGUGUAAAUGCAACGGACGAAUCGAAGCUAUCUCCUGAGGGAGCCGCAGCUGAGCAAGAAUUUGCUCCGGUUGUUACAACCACUAUCGGGAUUAGUCGUCCGGUACCGGAACCAACACCGAGAAAGUAUGUCCCAGCGUCCAUUACUGCCAGCUCUGGUGGUGUGACCGUGUCGGAUGAAAGUGAUGGUCACUCGACGGAUGAGAUAUCUUUGCGCAGUAUUUUGAAAAACAAACCGAUCAAACCGAAACCGUACGUGUUGGGAGAGAAUCUCGACAGCAAUGAAGCAUUGUGGGGUGUGAAGCUGCGGCCAGUCGGAACGGCGGCAGUAGAGCCGAGCGCAAGGCUAAGCGUUGAGUUGGGAAACGAACCGAAAAGUGUAUCACCGAUCGCUAUCGGGAGCUACUCGACGAAGAUCAACCUGACGCAGCAGCCUGUUACGACGGUUACGGGAAGUUCCUGGAAUGGUAGCACGAAUUCUGCAGUAGUGGACAAAGCGAUCCUUCACAGUACUGAGCCAGCGGCAUCAAAAUCGACCACAAAAAUUCUGAUCGACAUGACGUCGGCGGGUGAUGAGAAAGCUGCUACUCCAACGACAUCCGGUGCCGGCGGGGACGAGCUUAAGUCGACCUCACUUAUCAUGCGUACGAUGCGUGCUGCAACGAAGCUGGAUGAAGCGUUAAAAAGUCUGCAGACGCUCAGGAGGGAUUCGCUCGGCGAGCACGGAACAUCGCCGUUGUAUCAACGAAAUCUUGGUGUGUCCAGUCCAAAAGCGCGUAGACAUUCAGCUUUUUGUCAGCUCAAUGGAGGCAACAUCGUCAGUGGAAACAACAGUAGUAGCAGCACGAUCAGCAGUCAACAGUCGAUCGCAAAAUCUAGCAGUGCGAGCAGUAUCUACUCGGAUUAUCCUAAGCUGAAGGCGACCAAGUACGCGUCCUCACUUGAUGGAGAUUCGUUGGAGCGAGAACCAACGUCGUACGGUGUGGCUCGAUACUCCUCCAUCAUGCCGUCGACUACCGCCGCAAAACGCAUCCUUACAAGCGAAUCUCGCCUAUCCGACUUUGAAGCGUACAUCAGCAAAAACACAGCGGUACGCCGUUCGAGUACAGUGGAUGAUGUGGAUCGAUUGAGCAGUAAACCGAUCGCCGCCCCACGUUUGAAGAAGCUCGGCUCAACCGUACUUAGUCAGCAGUUGUCACAAUUGAGACGGUUGUACGAUGCCGCCGAAAUGUACGACAGCGAUAGCGACAGUGCAAAAGCAGACGAGGAGGUUAAGCUGUACCUAGGUAAUCUGGCCGAUGCAUCCUCGUCGACGUCUUCUUUUGGGCAGGCAGCUACCGAGCUGUCUGGUAGCUGGAGCCGUAUAAAGGCUAAACGAAACAUACAGAAAUUCAACAGUGCUAGCAGUACUAGCAGCAGCUUGACCACUGCUGCUGCGAAACGCGUCGACGUGAAGGAUGCGACCUUCUCUGUAAACUCGUCUGCAGAAUUUGAUAUCGUAAAGCCUUCGGCCCUGGUCAGCCGUCAGCCGAACAAACCAUCUGCUGUGAUGUCGAUUGAGUUGAAGAGUCCAACGCCCGUCAAAAAGUUGCCUCCUUCCCACACGUCUAGUCCAGAUACGUCAACAUCGAAAAUAACGGCAACGACAUUAAAUGACGAAUCGGCGACCGAUAGCCAGCAGCAAUCACCGAAAUUUCGCAGAUACAUUCCGACCACGGCCACCACGCCCGGUGCCGUGCGUAACGAGGAACGAGCCUCGCUCCGGCUGUCAUCCGGUGCGCGGCAAUUGCGCGAGAAUGAACUGUCAUUUUUUGGCGUCAAUCCGAACAGCAAGCAGCAACAGCCGUCCUCUGGGGGAUCGGGCAAACCGCCAACGAACAUGACGACCGCCCCGAGCUCACCCUUUCAACGAUCAGCCACUCUAACUUCUUCCUUUAUAAGACGCUCGGGUACGACCACUACUUCCGGAGAGGGUUCUUCCACCUCCAAAUCAUCCAUCUGGCAGCUUACGAACGAUAAACCGGAUCUACUGCGCCACAGUCAGCUGGAACCGGCUGAAACAAAGACACAAGCAAUUCCAGCACCGCGUCCAGCUGUUAUUAGAGCCGGUGCAGGUUCAGCAUCUAGCACUAGCAACAGUGUAAGCGUGACCAGCAGCAGUAGCAGUGUAACGACUUCUACACUCUCGUCGGCAGACGGUGGAAGUCCACAUUAUGAAAAUUUGUCAAACUUUGUCAAACCGAAGGCAGCACAGCGUUCGCUGGGUGCUUCACCUGCCGUAGCUGAGGCUGUGCUGGAGAGUGAGAAAAACACAUCGCAUGCUGCAUACGACCGGAAGAAGGAUUUGGAGCGUGAUGAGCGUAUACUGGAGGAGCUAACACGUGCAGCGGAUGAAAUAAUGAAUGUUGUCAACAACAUGUCAAACGGAGAGAGCAUGGAGAGUAUUCUGAACGAGCUGAACGACGGUGAAGGACACCGACGGCGACUUUCGAACGGCGGCUGCACACUCGGAACCAUCCGUGAGUGUUCGACUACGAAUAAGAUCAUGAAAUCGCGUGGCGUACAGGUGUCCAAGAACAUUGACGAUAGUCUCAAACGUCAUCACCAACGUCAAUCAAGAUUGUCAUCCGCUUCAUCGAAUGAAAGCAUUGGCCAGCGGGCGGAAGGAAACUUCACGCGCAGUAUCUCACUGAGAGGCCCAUCGAGCGGUUCGGCAAUUGCCGGUGACAGCAUAUCAAGUCGAUCGGGAUCAAGCCGGCGUAGCCGUGCUCCUAUGGCAACCGAAACGCGUCGUCUUGUGAGAAUGGCCAGCAAAGAGAAGCUGCAGUCGAAUGCCAGCUCAUCGGAGGAUCUUCCUAAUAGUAGCGUCGUGGAACCACCGCGCAGACCCCGCAGAACACGAUACACCUCGAAGGAUUCGAAGGAACAGCAGCAAACCGAACGGAUGAGCUCUAUCAGCAAUGGUCAUAGCACUAGGACGGAGCAACGCACUCUGGCAUCUUCUUCGCGGUCUCAUCGUAGCGAGCGUUCGAGCGGAUCUGUUCGAACCACCAGUUCCAGACAGGGACACAGUGCUACCUCCAAUGGACACAGCCAGGUGGCUACCAACCUACAUCAUCAUCCGCUCCAUGCCGCUUCCUGCCCAUCAUCCCGCAGCUUGAAGCAGUCUCACCCUCAGCUGGCCACCGCCACCACCACCACAACGUACGUAUUGCAAUCGUUCAUGAUGGUACCGCCACCACGGCGCAAGCGACGCCAGCAACACCAGCAACACCCAACGAAGGUGGCCAAGGUGGUUGUGCGACGGCAUUCGUCGCGGAUAUCGCGCCAUUCGCGGGAACCGGUCCGCAAACGGCACCGUCGCCGGCUUGAACAAUGCAUUUGUUCCUAA
Messenger RNA from Anopheles maculipalpis, 5484 nucleotides. Its product is annotated as serine-rich adhesin for platelets. Lineage: Eukaryota; Metazoa; Arthropoda; Insecta; Diptera; Culicidae. Bases 1 to 5484 code for a protein of 1827 amino acids. The transcript has 11 exons. The record is from RefSeq and is a predicted model, not a curated record.